Callorhinchus milii (elephant shark) is the source of this 1597-nucleotide messenger RNA. RefSeq names its product acyl-CoA (8-3)-desaturase. Bases 61 to 1377 code for a protein of 438 amino acids. Gene Ontology annotation, biological process: lipid metabolic process. The transcript is spliced from 12 exons. NCBI's taxonomy places the organism in Eukaryota, Metazoa, Chordata, Chondrichthyes, Chimaeriformes, Callorhinchidae. Gene Ontology annotation, molecular function: oxidoreductase activity, acting on paired donors, with oxidation of a pair of donors resulting in the reduction of molecular oxygen to two molecules of water. The record is from RefSeq and is a predicted model, not a curated record. Gene Ontology annotation, cellular component: membrane.
CAGACGCCGCCGCUGCCCCCGGGGACAGGCGAGGAGCGGCGCCGGGACCGUCGGGCAGUGAUGGGCGCGGGCACGGAGAGCGGCGUCUGCCCCCGGUUGCUGACCUGGGAGGAGGUGCAGAGGCACAGCAGCCGCGCUGACCGCUGGCUGGUCAUCCACAGGAAGGUGUACGACAUCAGUCAGUUCAGCCACAGGCACCCGGGAGGGUCGCGGGUGAUCGGCCACUACGCCGGACAGGACGCCACGGACCCGUUCACGGCGUUCCACAUUAACCAGAGCCUGGUGAGCAAGUACCUGGGCUCCCUGCUGAUUGGUGAGCUGGCCCCAGCCGAGCCCAGCGUGGAGCGAUGGAAAAGUGCCUCAGUGACGGGAGAUUUCCGGGAGCUGCGUGCCGUGGUGGAGAGCUCUGACCUCCUCAGCCCCAACAAGCUGUUCUUCGCAGGAAUGCUAGCGCACAUCCUGCUGUUAGACGUGACAGCCUGGAUCACCCUCUGGUACUUCGGUACCUCCUAUUUACCCUUCCUGAUCAGCACAUUGUUGCUGGGCACCGUGCAGGCUCAGGCUGGCUGGUUGCAGCACGAUUUCGGGCACCUCUCUGUCUUCAGUAAAUCAAAGUGGAACCACCUUGUCCACCAGUUUGUCAUUGGCCACCUGAAGGGGGCCCCUGCCAGCUGGUGGAACCACAUGCAUUUCCAGCACCACGCCAAACCCAACUGCUACCACAAGGACCCCGACAUCAACAUGCACCCCCUCCUCUUCGUCCUGGGCAAGAAGCUCUCCGUUGAGGUGGGAAAGCAGAAGAUGAGGCACAUGCCGUACCAGCACCAGCACCGAUACUUCUUCCUCAUCGGGCCGCCAGCUUUGCUGCCCCUGUAUUUUCAGUGGUAUAUCUUUUACUUCGCUGUGCAGCGCAAAAAGUGGGCGGACCUGGCCUGGAUGAUCUCAUUCUAUAUCCGUGUCAGCCUGACCUACAUCCCGCUGCUCGGGAUCCAAAGCUUCCUGGUGAUGUUCUUCCUCAUAAGGUUUAUAGAGAGUAACUGGUUUGUGUGGGUGACACAAAUGAACCACAUUCCGAUGAACAUUGACCACGAUCAGAAGGAAGAUUGGCUGACCAUGCAGUUACACGCUACCUGCAAUGUACAUCAGUCCCUGUUCAACGACUGGUUCACAGGUCAUCUCAACUUCCAGAUAGAACACCACCUCUUCCCCACGAUGCCGAGACACAAUUUCCACAAGGUGGCGCCUCUGGUGCGGUCACUGUGUGCCAAGCACGGGCUGGACUAUCAGUCCAAGCCCCUCCUGAUGGCCUUCGCAGACAUAGUGCACUCGCUGAAGGAGUCGGGGGAGCUGUGGCUGGACGCUUACCUGCACAAGUGAUCAGUGCAGGAGCUGCUAACCGUCGCCUCUGCCUUGCAAAAAAAGCUUCCGGAACCUCUCCCCCUGGCCUGGGCUCAGAUCCCCGUUACAGGAUCAAUGUAACCAUCACCGCAGUGGGAGCUUGGGAACCAUUGGGGCUAACUACCGCCCUAGGCUGAGCUCCAGCCAGACUGCAGCCCUGGUUAUAUGGAAGAGAAUGUUCCCUGGUGCCAGCGAGGGU